CCUCCUCCUCCUCCUCCCAAGCGGAGCUCCGGCGCUUUCGGACUGGCCGGGAAGGGUCCGGGCUUCCAGGCACCGGGGGACAAUGAUAUCUGCCUUGUGGUGGGCUUGUUGGAUCUCUUUGGCUUAUUCUUCACUCAGCUUUUGUGUAGCCUUUCCCACCUAUGUUCCUGUAGGAGAGCCUUAUGUUAUUCGCUGUCCGAUGAGGUCCUUGCCAUCUAACUACAGUCUGACAUGGUACAUAAAUGGUAGUGAUAUACCCAUAACAACAAAUAACUUCUCCAGGAUCCAUCAGCGUGGAGACUUGCUUUGGUUUGUCCCUACAAUCCUAGAGGAUACAGGACGCUAUCAGUGUGUCAUCAAUAAUGCAACAAAAAGGAACAAGGACAUUGAAGUGGUCCAGAACGAUGAUGGUUUAUGUUUUAAUAGCAAAACAACUUACCCACAAAAAGUUGCAUUGAGUAAAAAUAGACCGUUGACUUGUCCUGAUCUUGAUGAUUUUGAAGAUGAAGACAGUUCACUUGUCUUACAAUGGUACAAGGCAUGUAGUCCUAGAUUACUUAAAGGUGACCGAUACUGGGCUUCUGGAAAAAGUUUAAUUAUUACCAAUGUAACUAAAAAUGAUGAAGGAACAUAUAUAUGCCGGGCAAACUAUACUUAUAUGGGAAAACAAUAUUAUGUUUCACGGGCCAUUCAUUUAACCACCUAUGAUCCACCACCAGUGGGACCAAUAGAGAUCCUAUAUCCCACAAAUAAUUCAAUUGAAGUAGAACUUGGAUCCAGCAUUGCCAUCAAUUGUACUGCCUCAAGAGGAUUAAGCCAAGAUGUAUUUAUAGAGUGGAAUUUCAGCGGUGAACAACCCGAGGAUUAUUUGAGCACAUAUGAAAAAUAUAAGACAAAACUGCCUGAAAAAUGGAUAUCGGUCGUAAGGUUUAAUAUAUCAAAAAUGAAGUCUAACAACUAUGGAAGAUAUUCCUGUGUUGCAGAGUCUUUUGGUACAGACCAACGAGUAGCAUAUGUCAUGCUACAUCGGCCGGCUCCGAACUUUCAAGGUUAUUUGAUUGGAGGACUCAUUUCAGCACUAUUUGUUAUGUUGGCAGCUCUGCUCACCUGCAAGUUUUUCAAAGUGGACAUUGUUCUCUGGUAUCGUGAAUCUUACCAGACUGUUUUCCAGGAAAGAGUUUCAGAUGGGAAGCUCUAUGAUGCAUAUGUAUUGUAUCCCCGAAGUUUAACAAACUGUGCAUAUUCAUCAGAUAUCUUUGUCCUGAAAACACUGCCUGAAGUCUUAGAAAAACAGUGCGGCUAUAAGCUUUUUAUAUUUGGAAGAGAUGAUUUGCCAGGGCAAGCUGUGGUUACAGUUGUUGAUGAAACUAUAAAACAAAGCAGAAGAGUGAUUAUUGUGUUAGUUCCUGGUUCAUCACCUUACAGCAUUCAGGAAGCGUCCACUGAGCAUGAGAUUGCAGUGUAUGGUGCUCUUAUUCGAGAUGGAAUUAAAGUAAUACUGAUUGAACUAGCAAAAAUAAAAGACUACAGCAACAUGGCAGAAUCUAUCAAAUAUCUUAAAAAGAAACAUGGAGUGCUCACAUGGCAAGGAGACUUCUCAGCCAAAUCCCAAAUGGCAACAACAAGGUUUUGGAAAAAUGUGAGAUACCAAAUGCCAACGAACAAAAUUUCUCCUUCCUUAGAUCUUCAUUUCUGGCCUGUGAUCAACUCUUCUCAGAUCUCAGAGGGAUGAUACCAAGGACACUUGUGUUCUGCAGUACAAUGGAUUCUGUGAGGAUCCUUCAUGUGCGAACAUAUUCCUGCCCUCCUAUCAGCAGGUGUUGAAGAGUGAACACUGAACAGUAUAAUUUGCAUGGUUUGCACAGACUGUGAGGAGUCAGUGGAUCAGUGAGCUCCCUGGAUAAAUGGGAAAAUGAUGUGAACACUUGAACAGAAAGAGACCUCACAUUAUUUUAUAUAGUUCUUGUUUACAGACAGAAGUGACUAUAUAGGAAAUGGAAUGUCAUUAGGUUUUUAAAUCUGAAAUACCAGGUUUCAAAUGAACCAGUUGAUAGCUGCUUUAUUUGCUUGUUUACUUUUUAAAUGUGUCAUUUUACAGAAUCCUGGAAGGGGCAAGAAUUGCUGAACAAGCUUUUCAAAGGGAUCUCUGUGUUCAGAUCAUCACCUUGUGAAGUAACUAGUACUUUUACUUCAGAGAGAGCCUUUAAUCUAAUAAGAUAAAGGCAAAGGUUUCCCCCUGAAAUUAAGUCCAGUCGUGCCUGACUCAGGGUGCUCAUCUCCAUUUCUAAGCCGAAGAGCCAGUUUUGUCUGUAGACACCUCCAAGGUCAUGUGGCCAGCAUAAAUGCUUGGAGCACUGUUAAUCUGAUAAGGAAAGGGGUAAUCUUGGUCCUUUCUGCACCAAGCUGCUUGGGAUCAACAAUACACCUUUUUUUCCAGCUGCAACAUUUCACAAACCUUCCAUUUAAGUUCUGAACAGGUUCUGCCCACAUCACUCAUACAAGUUCCUGUGGUUUUGGGCAGCUGAGACACAUGUAUUCCAACAAAGUCCCCCCCCCCCCUUUGGCCAUAUCCUAUUAAAGCCACAAUUAAGAAGAAUCCUUCAUUCCUCCAAAAGUUUGCUCUAAACAACACUACAACUGGUCAAUAAUGACCCUAGCUCCUGUAUUUCCAAGCCAGCAUAAUACAAGGAAAAAAUAUUUUUUAAAAAUGUGUACAAACCCACUAUCUGGCUGCCUUUUACCGCACACUGAAUCUUGCAAUGAUGGUGGUACAUAAGCAACAAAAGAGGACUUUCUUCAGAAUAUCCAACUCAGGAGCAUCUUUUUACUCACCAGCCUCUAGUCUAGGUAUUCUUUUUUUUUAAUGCUCAGUUCACCCUUUCUUGCCUCUCUAUCUGAGUAAAGUGCCAAAUACAUCCACUAUUAUGCUGGAGUUAUGAUGAGAUUUCGAAUGCUAUGCGUAUUCCUUCUGUAUCUCCCAAGGAGAAAAAUUGAAACAGGAAGUUUAAAUAGAUGGUCUUACCAGAAAGCAAAUGCAAAACAAAAAAACAGGUUCUUUGAUUUGAUUCACAUUUUAUUAAAUGACAAUGCUGACAAAAACACUGACUUACUGGAUGAAAUGGUUUAGUAGUAAUAAUUUCUCUCUUUUUUGGACUGUAAAUUUAAUUUUUGCACAAGGUCCAAUCUGCGAAACCUUUCCUGAUUUAUACACACUUUGACUGUAUAUUUAUUGUUACUUGCUAUCACUUUAGCCCCAGCUUUGGCAAACGUAUGGCUUUAAUUCUUUUCUGAGGCUAUGAUCUGCAGAGUAGACACCCAGAUAUGAGUCUUCAAACUAUGCCCAAAUACGUGAAAGUCUAGAAGGUCUAGAAAAGGGCUUCCCAACAUUUGGUCCUCCAGGUGUUUUGGACAUCAACUCAUACAAUUCCCAACAGCUGGUAAGAUAGCUGAGAUCUCUGGGAGUUGAAGUCCAAAACAACUGGAGGACCAAAGGUUGAGAAGCACUGGUAUAGAAAAUAACACUUUGGUAAGGAAUUGUUUCUAUGACAGAAAUAAUAUUUGUAUAGUUAUGUAACAAUUCUUGGAACUUGUGAAAUACAUCUAUGCCACAAAAUUUUUCAUAUUUGCCUUCAUUAUGACAUGUAGAGUGUAUUGUAACAUCCAUACCUGAAUCAUUCUUUAGAGGGAACACGUGAUACCACUGCUGAACCAGCUGCACUAUGUUUGGUUUAUUUCUGAGGCUUCGAGAGCACAAGACCAGGAUACUUGAAGGACUUUGCACCCACACAAUCCUGCCUCUGUCUCCGACCCCACAGAUUGUCAGGAGGUACGGUUGACUAGAAUCUGGGAAAACCUGUUUGCCAUGGUGCCAAAGGUGUGGACAUCCUUACCUUGGGAGUAGGCUCCCUCCCAAGUGAGUUUCAGACACCAAACAAACACGUUUGUUUAGGUGUAGUUAUAGCUUGAGUUGCUCUGAAAUUGAUGUUCCAUGGCUUUUGCUGUGUUCUCUAGCCUUUAUGCUUCUGCUUGUAUACUGUUAAAAGUUUUCUUUAAGAGGAAAUUAUUACAUGGGUUUUAAUCUUUUGUAGUGAUAACCUCUUUUGAGAGUCUCAUCUUUGAGAUGGAAAUUAGGGAAAUAAAGUUCUUAAUCAGACUUGUUGCCAAGGACUCUGCAUAGCUCUAAUUUUGCAAGAUUCAGCCACACCUCAUGGGAAUACUUUGAAAGCAGGAACAAGGAUGUUCUAGAUUUGUUGUGACUGAAGUAACCAUUGCAUGCUGAGUUAAAUUUAUUUAGGAAUUUUAGUUCUAAUUUAUCACAGGAAAUUAAAAUGUGUGCAAUUGGGAUGACAAACAAA
Anolis sagrei ordinatus is the source of this 4355-nucleotide messenger RNA. Its product is annotated as interleukin-1 receptor type 1. Lineage: Eukaryota; Metazoa; Chordata; Lepidosauria; Squamata; Anolidae. Gene Ontology annotation, biological process: regulation of inflammatory response; signal transduction. Gene Ontology annotation, molecular function: interleukin-1, type I, activating receptor activity. The record is from RefSeq and is a predicted model, not a curated record.